AAAAACUGACUUUUUGAUACUGGCUGGCGGCACGUACGAUGCGUACGAUUGGCAUCGCCUUCUUGGCGCAGCUGCUGGCGGCGACGGCGGAGUGGUCUGGCAGCAGCUUCAGCGAUGGCAACUUUCGAGUGCAGAGUGCCUGCAGCGCCUUGUUGCAUGGUGAGAUGUUUACCUUCGGAGGACGAGGCUUUGACAACUCUGUGGCGUCGCCCAGCUUCGACUACAUCAACCAGAUCUGGGCCUACAACGUCACCAGCGACACCUGGCGCAACGCCUCAGCCGCUGGGGCCCCGACGGAACGCUGGGAGGCGUCGAUGGUGGUGGUGGGCAGCACGCUGUUGAUCUACGGUGGAGAUGGACCCAGCUACAGCGGGGAUCUCUUCUCCUACGACACCACCAGCUCCUCAUGGUCAGAGCUGACACCCGUGGGUGGCGUACCCCCGACACGCCGGGCGCAUGCUGCUGUGCUCGAUGGCGUGGGGAGGAUGUGGAUCCUUGGAGGCUAUUAUUCAAAUAUCCCACAGUUUGACACCUGGAUCUACGACGUCACGGGGAACUCGUGGUCGCAAGCUGCGGAUGGGCCAUUUCCUCUGAUGUACCACUCCGCAGUCUACGAGCCCUUUGGGACUGGCAUGAUUUGGAUGUUUGCGGGCUCCCCCGUCGGUUCUGGUGGCUGGUUUUCCUCCAAAGAGCUCUGGUGCCUUGACAUCCAAGCGAACACCUGGAGCAACUUCACCCAGCCGGGUGGUCCUGGGGGCCGUCGGAGCCAUGUGGCGGUCUACGCGCAGAGCCAAGGAACGCGUGGUACCAUGUGGAUUCAUGGAGGAUAUUAUUAUGAUGGCUCGGAAACGAAGUACUCUGAUGUUUGGUCUUACGAGAUUGCUGGCAGCACGUGGACGGAAUUCACCAGUAUCAGCAGCAUGGCACGCUACAUGCACGUAGCCGUCUUCGAUAGCUCCACCAGCGUCAUGUGGAUCUAUGCUGGCACCUGGAGCAGUGUAAUGGAUUUGGUGGAUGCCUACUGGACCGUGCCAACAACUACGACCACCACGACAGGGCUACCAGUGAAUGCUGCAGAGGCUUUGACAUCGUUGGAAACUCGACAGGCUCAGAUCGCUGCGGCGCUGCGCAGCGCUGCGUCGAACGUCACCGGCCCCGACGGCGUGACGCUCGACGAGACCGUGGAGGCCACGAGCGGCAGCGCAAGUUUGUCGAAGCGGCUGCUGGCGCCAGCCAGUGGGUUGAGCUUCAGCUACCAAGGGGUGACCGUGGAGCUACCAGGAGCCCUAUUAGAGACGUUGCAAGACGGCUUUGUGCUCAGCCUGGCGUUGAUUGAUUCCAACAGCAGCCUCUUCGAGUUCUUCGAGGCGCCACCUGCGGUGUUGGCUUCGCCCAUGGCGAGCGUGCAGCUUUACACCAGUGAUGGGCUGGGCGUUUCACAACUGGCAGCACCGCUGCUGGUGAGCUUCCCUCGCCCCACACUUGAAGGCCGCUUUCGCCCGCAGUGCGUCUUUUGGGAUGAGGGGCUCCAGGCCUGGUCCAGCGCAGGCGUCUCCUUGGUGAGUGAGUCGGCCGACCAGGUUACAUGUGCUGCUGAGCACCUCUCACUGUUGGCUCUGCUCCUCAUGCCCUUUGCCUGUAGCAACGCUGCAGCAAUUUUCUCACAAGAAGGUGUGGAUUUGCUUCUGGACUUCUCAUGGGCCGGGCAGCUGCCGGCAGUGAUGACCUGGUUCCUGCUCCUAGUGGGACUUGGUUUCUUGAUCUUAGCGCUGUGGCUGGACAAACGACACCAGGCACUGCGACGGAUGCAGUUGAAGCGCUUGGAAACCAGUGAGUUAGUGAAGUACACCAAGAAGACCAGCAUGGAACUGCCUGAGGAGAAGAUCCAGUUUCACCCAGCUACUCUCAAGAAAAUCCUCUUGAAUGCCCUGCACACGAAGAUUUUGAUCUCGGAGCUAGGUGUGGAUUUGGCCUUUCUCAAGCAACUCUACGUCACAGGAGGCUUUUCGCCGGUGCAUGCGGAGGCCAAAGCGCUUCUGGAAAAGUUUUAUGGCUCCAGCCUGCUUGCGAAGAGCGUCUGGUUGUUCCGCAUGCAUUGUUCUUGGUUAAAGUUCUCCCAUCCCAUGAUGCAGAGCACAUCUCUUCAAAGGUCCGCAGAGACCUUGGCGAAGUUUUGGAGUGGUUUAGCGCUGGUGGCCUUAUGGUAUAGCUCCACUGCGUUGGCAGCGCAUCAACCAGCGGACUGCGAUGGGGUCAAAGGGCUGUUGGAGAUGAUCGUGCGCGGCUUCGUUGUGUCCACCGUGGGUGCCAUCGUGGGUCUUUUGCCCGUGCUGGUAUUGAUCAUCAUUCAGCAGAAGGUGAUGAGGAAAAUGGGGCUGGCGGCGGUGAUCGUCUUCUGGAGCUUCAUCGUCUUGUACUUCCUCCUGUCUCUCUUUGUGGUCUUGGUCUUCAUUGCCUCAGUCAGCAGCGCGGACGGCGUGGACUUUUUGGUGGGCGUGCUGACGGCGGUGCUGCGGACGAUUCUGGUGACUCCAUGGCUGGCCGUCAGCUUCUUCUUGCUGGUCAUCGCCUCUGUGGAGGUGGAUGUUGCCAGCAGCCUACCUUUUCAGAGUGUUUCCAAAGAAACCGGCCGAUUUCUUCGCGUGGAUGUCGAGAGUCUUUCGCUGACGUCGCAGGAGUCAGGUCGUUCCUUCUGCUUCAAGUGUCAAGUGUCCGGCUUCGAGCAUGUGAUCACAGUUAAGGAGCAAGAUGCAGAUGCUCCAGGUGUUUCUUUCACCGGCUUGGCAGAGCACCACCUGUUGCUGCUGAGCGUUUACGAAUCGAAAGAGCAGAAUGACUCGUCAACGAAACUGAGUUUGUUUGGCGCCGCGGCAGUGCUUGCGGGUGAGCUGGAGAAGUCGCAGGAGCUCCCUUUGCAAUGUCACGGACAGACCUUGGAGCCCAUGCUCCGCCUCACGGUGACACUCUCUGAGACGGAAGCCAUGGAGUUUCCCACGCUGGAGCAACAAAACGCCACGGCCACCGGCAGCGGUGAGGCUGCCAACCCCGUCGGAAGCGGCGAGGCUGAAGAAGCUGCGGAGGAAAACGUGGAGGUCCAGGUGGUAUCUUUCCGCAGCAAUGACAAUGUGGAUGACGGGAUUCACACGGGAUCCUUUUGACGAAAAGUGACCCCGUGGAUGACAACAUGCGCGGCAGUACUUCCAAGAAGUAGGCUGCCGCAGCAAUGCGCAGAAUUCAGAAUAACCGGUUGGUGCUUCAAGAUGGUUCGCUC
This is a messenger RNA of Cladocopium goreaui, 3271 nucleotides long. The record is from the annotation of a GenBank genome assembly. Lineage: Eukaryota; Dinophyceae; Suessiales; Symbiodiniaceae.